Messenger RNA from Opisthorchis viverrini, 291 nucleotides. RefSeq lists its product as hypothetical. Bases 1 to 291 code for a protein of 96 amino acids. The record is from RefSeq and is a predicted model, not a curated record. Lineage: Eukaryota; Metazoa; Platyhelminthes; Trematoda; Opisthorchiida; Opisthorchiidae. The transcript has a single exon.
AUGACCUUCUUUGAUUUGCUCUUUGUUCGUCGUCGGCGUACUAUUCGAGCCCCGUUGCCUGAUGAUCCGUCCCCUUCGGCAGAAAACCGCAAACCUUACUUAUUUACCCAACGGGAAUCUAGCUGUUUUGGUAGGAUCAUCCUUGAUGCCUUUGCUGCACUUUCAUUUGUUUUCCAAUUCCUCGGAAAUCAGGCCUAUUUAAGCCACACUUCCAGUGCAACAGGCAAACAGGACGGUUUUUUCGAAGCACUCAGCCGAGGUCUACGAGAUUUUGAGGUGCUAAUAAUGUGA